Messenger RNA from Acanthosepion pharaonis, 1308 nucleotides. NCBI's taxonomy places the organism in Eukaryota, Metazoa, Mollusca, Cephalopoda, Sepiida, Sepiidae. The record is from the annotation of a GenBank genome assembly.
AUGGCCUCAUUGUAUCUUGGCACAGGAGCUCUUGAAAAGGAACUGGUUGAUGCCAUUAAUGAAGGUUGUCAGAAAUCUCUAGCAGAAGGAAACAAAGAUUUUGAAGUGCACAUUCUGUUGGACUACACUCGUGGCCAGCGAGGAGAAGAAAAUUCUUGCACUGUCCUUCAACCUGUACUAUGUAAUUUCCCACAGAAUGUCCGCCUCUCCCUAUUUCACACGCCGGAUCUACGUGGAAUUCUGAAGAAGAUCAUACCAGAUCGUUACAAUGAAACUAUUGGAUUACAUCACAUGAAAAUCUAUCUAUUUGACGAUAGCUUAAUAAUUAGUGGAGCCAACUUGAGUGAAACAUACUUCACCAAUCGUCAGGAUCGAUACAUCCUCUUCAGUCACUGCCAAGAAAUGUCGGAUUUUUUUGCGUCACUCAUAAAGACUGUUGCUUCAUUUUCAUUUCAUGUAAACUCUGAUUGUUCACUUACAUUUCCUGAGGAUUUUGGUGUUCAUCCUUACAACGAUUCUGAUGAUGGUUCUCGGUUUAAAUGGAAAGCAAAAGAAAGCAUCCUGUCAUUACUACGCCAAAGUGUUGGCCCUAAUUGUUCCACCCCCAAUUCAUUUCCUGCAUCGUUUGAAACCCCUCAUGAUUCUUCGCCUGCGGACACAGAAAAUAAACCCCUGGAUACCUUGGUGUACCCACUUAUACAGAUGGGACCAUUUGGAAUUUUUGAUGAUGAAGAGGUCACAAAGCAGUUAUUACGAUCAGCUUCUCGAGAUGAUGAGAUUCUACUCGCAUCCGGAUACUUCAACCUUACUGACCAUUAUCUUCGAUUAAUUUUGGAAAAAUCCUUUGCCAAAUUCAAAAUGCUAAUGGCAUCUCCAGAGGUGAACGGUUUCUAUGGUGCACGGGGAGCAGCCGGUGCCAUUCCAUAUUUAUAUACCCAAGUUGCUCGACAGUUCCACCAACAGCUGUGUGCAUUCCAGCAGAAGAAACGUAUCCAGCUCUUUGAGUAUUAUCGCAGCAAGUGGACGUUCCAUGUCAAAGGUCUUUGGUAUUACGUCGACAGGGAUCCUCUACCAAGCCUCACUCUCAUUGGUUCAUCAAAUUUUGGUUAUCGUUCUGUUUAUCGAGAUAUGGAAUGCCAGUUGGCCUUAGUUACGAAAAAUGAAUCCCUGAGACAGCAACUUCGAGAGGAACACGUGCAUCUUUUUGAAAGUUCUGACAAAGUCACAGAGUGCACGUUCAAGAGAAAAGACAGAUUUGUGCCACUCUGGGUACGAAUGAUCACCAAUUAUAUAAAGAAUUUUUUCUAA